Molecule: messenger RNA, 1638 nt
Organism: Zea mays
Lineage: Eukaryota; Viridiplantae; Streptophyta; Magnoliopsida; Poales; Poaceae
Product: arogenate dehydrogenase
Exons: 1
Coding region: 236-1447 (403 amino acids)
Biological process (GO): L-tyrosine biosynthetic process
Molecular function (GO): prephenate dehydrogenase (NADP+) activity; prephenate dehydrogenase (NAD+) activity; arogenate dehydrogenase (NADP+) activity
Source: RefSeq, marked validated
GGGCAGGCCAUAGUGGCCCAGCCUGAAAUUGAGCUGUUUGUGCCACUUGGCAAUUCGGCCCGCCCGGAUCGGCCCGUUAAGAACUGUCCCUCCGAAACCUAAGGAGGGGUCACCCUCUUCUUUUUUCCCUCGAGAAAAAUAAUAAGGUCGCCGCCGUCCUCUCCUCGCCGGCACUUCACUGAGGGCGAAGAAAAAAGUGGCAGUAUAUUCUGCCACUCACCCAAGAGCCAAGAUCAUGGCGUCAUCUUCCUGCGUCCGCCUCCAUCACCUGCCGUCCACCUCUCGCCGGUCGUCCGCCCCAACCAACCUCCAGUUCCUCGCGGCGAGCUGCCGGUGGCGGCGGCGGGUUCUCGUUCCCGGCGCGGCACCUCCUCCCCUACGCCUCUGCGCCACGGGUUCCCCGCAGCCGCCUCUUGGCAGUGACAGCAACGCUCCGUUGUCCCGCGGAACCCGGGAGGAGGGCGAGGAAGUGGAGGAGCAGCGGCAGCCUCCGCCCCCGCCGCGGCUCAAGAUCGCCGUGGUCGGGUUCGGCAACUUCGGGCAGUUCCUGGCGCGCACGCUGGUGGCGCAGGGGCACACGGUCCUGGCGCACUCCCGGUCCGACCACUCCGCCGCGGCGGCAGCCAUGGGCGCGCGCUUCUUCCCGGACGCGCACGACCUGUGCGAGUGCCACCCGGACGUAGUGAUCCUAUCCACCUCGAUCCUGUCGGCCGAGUCCGUGGUCCGGUCGCUGCCGCUGCACCGGCUCCGCCGCGACACGCUCUUCGUCGACGUGUUGUCCGUGAAGGAGUUCCCGAAGCGGCUCCUCCUAGGCGCGCUGCCGGAGGAGAUGGACAUCAUCUGCACGCACCCGAUGUUCGGGCCGGAGUCGGCGCCCAGCGGCUGGACGGGCCUCCCGUUCGUGUUCGACAGGGUGCGCGUGGGGGACUCGUGCCCGGCGCGCCGCGCCCGCGCCGAGGCGUUCCUCGGCGUGUUCGCGCGGGAAGGGUGCCGGAUGGUGGAGAUGUCCUGCGCCGAGCACGACGCGCACGCCGCCGAGACGCAGUUCCUGACGCACACCGUCGGGAGGAUGCUGGCGGCGCUGGAGCUCCGCGCGACGCCCGUCGACACCAGGGGGUACGAGACGCUGCUCCGGCUGGUGGACAACACGUGCCGCGACAGCUUCGACCUCUACAACGCCCUCUUCAUGUACAACGACAACUCCACCGAGCUGCUCCACCGCCUCGACUGGGCCCUGGGCGCCGUCAAGAGGAGGCUCUUCGACGGCCUCCACGGCGUGCUCCGGAGGCAGCUGUUCGGCGUCGAGGACGGGGAGGGCCCGGCGGAGCGCACGGAGCUGCUGGCGGUGGUGCCGGGUGGUGGUCCGCCGGACACCGACGACCAGGGCGGUGACGGGCGCGACGGCGACGGCGACGGCGACGAGUCGGGAGAGCAGAAGAAUGAUUGAUGGCACGGGCGGCACUGCACGAGACACCGGUGUGGCAUAAAUGCACGUCGAUUCGAUCUGUCGCGGCGCGCGCCUUGCAUGCUUGUUUGAUCUUAUCCUGACGGCCACGCAUGGCUUUCGAUCUUGCUGUCUUCCUUCCUAAUAAUAACUGUGACAUGACAAGUAUAUCAUCAGUGAUCGAUGGCGUCAUU